AUGUCAGAAGAAGAGGCAGACUGUUGUCCGCUGUGCAUGGAAGAACUCGACCUUACAGACAAGACGUUCGACGCAUGUCGUUGUGGCUACCAAGUGUGUCUAUGGUGCUGGCAUCAGAUUAAGAACGAGUACAACGCGCUUUGUCCAGCGUGUCGGGCGCCAUACUCGGAGCUCGCCAAGUCAAAGGGCAACGUCGACAGAGAAGAUGUGGUGCGGCGUACGAAACAGAGGAAACAGAAGGAGAAAAUUGAAAAGAAGGCCAUUGCACCUCCCAAACCCACGCCGAUCAACCGCAAAAGUCUCGUCAACGUCCGCGUCAUGCAGAGGAACCUGGUGUACGUCAUUGGGUUGCCCGUCCAUUACGCAGACGACGAGAUGCUCCGGUCGAAGGAAUGCUUUGGGCAGUAUGGCCGCAUCGUCAAAGCCGUCGUCAACAAGUCACAUUUAAACACAGACCGAAAUAACGCCACUGCCAGCGCGUACAUUACAUUUGCACAUAAACCCGAUGCCCAGAACUGCAUCGACCUCAUUGACGGCUACAUCUUGGACGGCAGUUUGCUGCGGGCGUCGUUUGGAACGACCAAGUACUGCAACUUCUUCCUGCGCAACCUCUCAUGCAACAACCCCGAGUGCCUGUACCUCCACGAACUGGGCGAAACCGACGACAGCUUUACAAAGGAGGAGAUGCAAACGGCAGGCAAGGGCUGUUUUCGUGAUAUCGCGCCGUACGAAGACCGGCGCGGCAAUGCAUUUCCACAUCUCACAUCGACCAUGCGCGAAGCGUCGGACGGCAAGGCGCCGCCGGUGGUGUCGUCGGAUGCCCAGCGCAAAGCACAGAGCGCCGCGGCCAUAUCCAAGCUCAAACAAUACACAGAAGCAGACACGAAACCUCGGCCCAAGCAGUCUGAGUUUGCCGCUGCCGCCGCCACCCCUUCUCCUCCCCCGCCAUCUACAUCGCCGUCGAGCCCCGUCGCACACAACACACAAGCCUCGGAAGCACCGACCAAGCCGGUUCUGUAUGUGGACACGAGCAACAAGGCUACAACACCGCUAGCAGCCAGCCCCUCGUCGGACGAACCUCUGUGGGCGCAGUCGUUUCCUCGAACGACCCAGGCGAGCCAAGAGCCGGCGCGCCCCAUCCACCACGUGUUUAGUCCGUUUGGCAUGGGCUUUGACGGCGGGAUUGGCCGCGUGCACCAACAGCAGCAGCCUCACAUCGGACCGUCCCGUCCGCAGCCUCCCCCCCCGCCGCCGCCGCCGUCGUCCUCCGUAGACAAGUCGGCGCAUGUGUCGGCGUGGAGCUUUGACCCGCACUUCCCGGACCUGCGCCAAGCCCCAUCGCCGCCCCCGUCGGCGUUUGAGUUUGCCGCCGUCGACUCUGCGUUCACUCCGCGCAACGAGUCGUCGGAGGCGUUGGCGGGGCUGCUCGGUGUGCAGCUGAGCGCCAAGCCCCUCUUGGGAGGGGGGGGCAUGCUGCCGCCGCCACCGCCCGCAACUGCCCCGCCGACCUCUGGCGGCAAGCGAGGGUCUCGGUUCAGUUUUGCCAACCCUUCGGACCCCCUUUCAACCUCGCAGCCGACAUCGAUGGAAGACUACAACCCGUUUGGCGGCAUGUACCGCAGCCCCGAGAAGUUGUUUGACCGGUCGCCUUCGUCGUCUGGAUCGUUUGCGAUGGGGGCUCAAGAGCCGUCAUCGUCGCUGUCUGGGCUCGCGUUCUUGCAGCAGAUGCUGCCCAACGUCAACAUCAGCUACGGCCGCGAGCCCACCGAGCAGCACUUGCAUCGACCGGCGUACACGCAGUCGUUCGACCAGAAGAGCUCGUGGACGAAUGGGUUGACCAGUACUAGUCACCAUGAUGACCAGCAGCAGCAGCAGCCGUUUUGGGCGAGGCAAGGCGCGUUCGACGUGUCGCCGCCGCCGCCAUCGUCGUCGUCGUCGUACUCGUUUCAAGACCCAGCGCUGGAUGACAACUUAACGCAGCCCCAGCAACCGAAAGCGUUUGGCAGGUCGUAUGCGAGUCCCCAGCACAACUUGAACACAGGGCGCAGUUAA
Molecule: messenger RNA, 2052 nt
Organism: Aphanomyces astaci
Lineage: Eukaryota; Oomycota; Saprolegniomycetes; Saprolegniales; Verrucalvaceae
Exons: 7
Coding region: 1-2052 (683 amino acids)
Biological process (GO): protein ubiquitination
Cellular component (GO): CCR4-NOT complex
Molecular function (GO): RNA binding; ubiquitin-protein transferase activity
Source: RefSeq, a predicted model, not a curated record